AUUGGAUAUUUAGGGUUCUAGGCGACGCCGGCCUUGGCGAGGUAUGUAAUGCGGCUCUCUGAUCGAUAGCAGCUAUGAAUCUCCUACGCAAGGAGAGAUCGCAGCGCUCUCUGCUGCGAAAUUCCGUGCCGGCCGCCCGGCCGCAGGGAUUCGAGUCGCUGGGAGCGUCUCUCUCGCUCGGCAACACCGCAAAUUUCACUUUCCUGGCCAGCAGCGGCGUCGGCAAGGAUGAAUCCAGCUCCAGGCCGGGUGUUCGGUGUGGCGGCAGGGAGGAAUCGCUCGAAAUAAGCUCCAGAUCGAGCGUCCGGGUCAGUGGCACGAAGAAAUCCGUCGAUGGCAGUGACAUUGGAAGAUUUGUGGCGGUUCUUAGCGUUAGCAAAUGGACGGGUGGCAUCAACAAGGAGCUCCAGCACAGAGUUUUGGAGAAGUUUAAUGGCUUGAUACGUCGGCAUUGUGACAGGUUGCCACUGGCUUGCGUCGUCCAGCCGGGGACAGGGAAUUGGGAUUGCGGUGGUACCAACGUCAAAGACAAUGCCUGUCGUGGAAUGGUCGCUCCGGACCCGCACAAGAGAGUUCUCAUACUUAUGAGCGACACAGGCGGUGGUCAUCGUGCUUCUGCCGAAGCCAUCAAAGCUACGUUUGAGCUCGAGUACGGGGACGAAUAUAUUGUAAACAUCGUGGACUUGUGGAAAGAUCACACGCCUUGGCCGUUUAAUCAGGUUCCCAGGACUUACAACUUCCUGGUGAAGCACGAGACGCUCUGGAAGUUUACGUUUCAUGGGACCAGGCCGCGGCUUAUCCAUCAGACGAACUUCGCUGCAACUGGAAUAUUUAUUGCUCGGGAGGUGGCAAAAGGGAUUUUAAAACAUAAGCCGGAUGUUAUUGUCAGCGUCCACCCGCUUAUGCAGCACAUUCCUCUCCGGAUCUUGAAGACGAGAGGUUUACUCGACAGGAUUCCGUUCACCACGGUCAUCACAGACCUGAAUACCUGUCAUCCUACAUGGUUUCACAAGCUGACCACUGUGUGCUUCUGUCCUUCGAAAGAAGUUGCACAGAGAGCACUUAAGGCUGGCUUGAAACAAUCUCAGAUAAGAGUGCAUGGCUUACCCGUUCGGCCUUCAUUUAGCAAGCCUACCCGUUCGAAGGAUGAGCUCCGGAGAGAACUAGGAAUGGAAGAAGAUCUCUCCGCCGUACUGCUGAUGGGGGGUGGCGAAGGGAUGGGUCCCGUUGAAGAGACCGCUCGAGCACUUGGUGACGCUUUGAAAUGUCCGCAUUCAGGCAAACCUUUGGGCCAGCUGAUUGUGAUCUGCGGGCGAAACAAACGGCUCGCGAACAGGCUCAAUGCUGUGGAAUGGUCUAUACCAGUUCAGAUAAGAGGAUUCGAAACGAACAUGCAAGAGUGGAUGGGAGCUUGUGAUUGCAUCAUCACGAAAGCCGGCCCAGGGACAAUUGCAGAAGCUAUGAUUCGAGGUCUGCCUGUGAUAAUCAACGAUUACAUCGCGGGCCAGGAAGUUGGCAACGUUCCAUACGUGGUGGACAACGGCGUUGGCAAGUACUGCGAGAAUCCAAACGAGAUUGCGCUGACUGUGGCCGAGUGGUUUACAACCAAGAGAACAGAGCUGGCUCAAAUGGCCGAGAACGCAUGGAAGCUUGCUCGUCCUGAUGCCGUGUUCAGAAUUGUGCAUGAUCUUGCCGAUCUUGCUCAUCAGAAGGCCCUUUUGACACAGCCUCAGGCGCUGGCUUUCUAGCGAGACUGAGAUUGAGCUGUGGGAAAUUUUCGAAAAUCGAAUUCAGGCGUCGAGGUAUCCUACUUUCUGCA
This is a messenger RNA of Selaginella moellendorffii, 1819 nucleotides long. Its product is annotated as monogalactosyldiacylglycerol synthase, chloroplastic-like. Gene Ontology annotation, biological process: glycolipid biosynthetic process. Lineage: Eukaryota; Viridiplantae; Streptophyta; Lycopodiopsida; Selaginellales; Selaginellaceae. Gene Ontology annotation, molecular function: hexosyltransferase activity. The transcript has 8 exons. The record is from RefSeq and is a predicted model, not a curated record. Bases 75 to 1748 code for a protein of 557 amino acids.